GACACCAAAGUGGGCGGUGCCGCGUGACCGGAAGCAGCGCCGUGAGGGGAAAAAAAAGAGAGGAGGCUUGUGAGGGACGGCGAGUCCGGGCGGCGGAAGGACGGCGGUGUGACGGAGCGGCUCCCGUUUCAGAUCCCGAUCGGAAACAGGGGAGCUGAUCUCGGAGUCAAGCGGUAAAGAUGGUGAUCAAUGUCUGCCUGCCGCAGUUCAAGCCGAGAAUUCACUGCAACAAGAUCUCCGCUGACGGUUACGAAGUCGAAAAUCUCAUCUCGGAAGACCUCGCCAAGAGAAACCGCGGGUUCCGCUGCGAAUAUUUCAUCAAGCCCCCCGUCCAGGUGACGCUCUCUUUCCCCUUCAACCUAGAAGUCUGCCGGAUUAACGUCGACAUUUCUUCGGGAAGCUGUCAGAACAUCACGGGGCUGGACGUUUGGACCUCCGCCUCGUCCGGCAAAGCCUCCGGGAACAGCCCGGAGUCUCCGUUCUCAGGUCAACCCGCGUCGGACAAAGAGGCCUUCACGUUGGUGGGCAAAGCCGUGCUGAAGAACCAAAGCAAAGUGACUUUCGGCCACCGGGGCUUCAAGCCGCGGCCUCCUUUCCAGCAUCCGACGGACACUCUCGCUUCCUUCUCCGGCGCCGCCUCGCUGGACCUGUGGAACAAAGGCCCCUUCUCCCUGAGCGGCGUAUCCCACUUGAAAAUCUGCAUUACCCAUGUGGCAGGGGGCGGUCUCCCUUGCAUUAAGAAACUGGAGGUCUGGGGCCAGCCGUCCAGAUACUGCCCUCACAAUGUGGUGCUCGACGUGCUCCGCAUUGCCUCGGAAUCCCCGGCGCCGGGCUUCGGCGGGCAGGCGUCCAGCCUCCCAUCCCCGAUGGAGAGUGACGUGGUGCCCUUCGACAACCCGGACAGCCAGGAGCAGAAGCUGAUGGAGGCCCUGCAGGACGUCCCGGAAGAGUUCUUGGACCCCAUCACCCUGGAGGUGAUGACCUUCCCCAUGCUACUGCCCUCGGGCAAAGUGAUCGACCAGGAGACCCUGGAGAAGUGCAACAGGAGCGAGGCUUCCUGGGGCCGGGUGCCCAGCGACCCCUUCACGGGGGUAGCUUUCAGCCAGCACUCCCAGCCUCUUCCCCACCUCUCCCUGAAAGCCCGGAUCGACCACUUCCUCCUCCAGCACAGCAUCCCCGGCACCAACUUGCUCGGGAGGGCUCAGGCCUCAGGGGCCGUCGUCGCCUCUUCCGUGGCCAGGUCUUCUCUGAAAAGGAAAAUGGACCUGCUGGAGCGGAACCUGGGUCGCCACGGCUACCUGGACCCUUCCCGCUUGGUGCCCAAGGACCCGGUCGCCACGUCUGCCUCCGAGUCCCACACGAAAAAAAUGAGAAUGGAGUGCGAGGGGAACGCCUCCCAGAUGGACUGCUCGACAGAUCCCGUUUCUCAUGAGCAGAGGCUCUCUGUGAGCUUGGACAGCGCCUUGAGCUCCAUGCCGUUGUUCACGGCUAGCCUGACGAAAAGCCAGCUAGCUCCACGUAGUGCUGCCAGCGGCCCCUUGAACCCCAUCAGUGGAUAUGAGCACAACAGAAACGGGGCUCUCCACGGCUGUUCCUCCUGCUGCAAGACCUUCUCCUCCUACUUCAAGCCAGAACCUAUUUAUCAGCUCCCUUGCAGCCACCUCGUCUGCCGUUCCUGCUUGGCCGAAAAACAGAAGUCUCUCUCGAUACUCUGUACGAAUUGCAAAAGGUCGGUUGCCACGCACGACAUCAUGAGGGUUCACUUCUAACUCUCUUCGGGACGGGGGUUCGGAACCUCGCGAGCUGCCGAAGGAGAGCCCCGAAGCAGCCGGUUCUUCCCUCCCCAGCCCUCUCACCGAGUUGGGCCAGCCGAGACCUUCCUUGCGGAAAGGAGCGUUUCUGAAGAGGACGUUGCAUGAAAAUGCAUAGAUGGGGCCGUAGCGUUUUGCUGGAGCUAAAGCGAUCCAAGGAUAAUAAAGCCAUACGCUUCCUUUAAUCGUAAAA
Heteronotia binoei (common prickly gecko) is the source of this 2004-nucleotide messenger RNA. RefSeq names its product U-box domain containing 5 (gene UBOX5). The record is from RefSeq and is a predicted model, not a curated record. Gene Ontology annotation, biological process: protein polyubiquitination. The transcript is spliced from 5 exons. Gene Ontology annotation, molecular function: ubiquitin protein ligase binding; ubiquitin-ubiquitin ligase activity. Lineage: Eukaryota; Metazoa; Chordata; Lepidosauria; Squamata; Gekkonidae. Gene Ontology annotation, cellular component: nucleus. Bases 180 to 1769 code for a protein of 529 amino acids.